AUGGAUUAUGCUAAGGCCCAUGAAGUCAAGCCGUCCCUUUCGGAAUGGACGUUGAAUACAGGCGACAACGCAUGGCAGAUGACUGCGGCCACAAUAGUAGGGAUGCAGUCGGUGCCAGGGCUCGUCAUUCUGUACGGCAGUAUUGUGAAAAAGAAGUGGGCCGUCAACUCGGCCUUCAUGGCUCUCUACGCCUUUGCAGCGGUCUUAGUGGUCUGGGCACUCUGUGGUUUUACUUUGUCCUUCAGCGACGAGGAGAUGAUACCUGGGUUUUGGGGGAAGCCUUCUAUACAAGCUCUACAGUAUGAAUUUCUGUUUGAAAAAUCCUACACCUCCCUCUUUCCCAAAGCCACGAUGAGCUUUUUCCAGGUUGUUUUCGCUGCCAUCACAUUAAUUCUGUUAGCCGGAUCCCUUCUAGGAAGAAUGAAUUUCCACGCUUGGAUGCUCUUUGUGCCUCUCUGGCUUAUUUUCUCCUACACAAUUGGCGCCUACGCUCUUUGGAACCUCAACGGAUAUUUUUUCAAAAAAAUUCCCACAAUCGAUUGCUCGGGAGGCUAUGUUAUUCAUCUUUCCUCUGGAAUCGCAGGCUUCACUGCGGCCUACUGGGUAGGGCCAAGGAUGACGAGGGACCGGGAAAGAUUUCCACCGAACAAUGUGCUGCUGAUGGUGGGAGGAGGCGGGCUGUUGUGGCUGGGAUGGUCAGGAUUCAACGGAGGAGGUCCUGGGGCGGCAAACGAGUUGGCCGCCUUGGCCGUAAUGAACACUCAUGUCUGCGCCGCCACCAGUCUGAUCGUCUGGAUGGCGCUCGACAGGCUCUUCUUUGGACGCCCAUCACUCAUCGGCGCCCUCCAGGGAAUGAUCACGGGUCUCGUCUGCAUUACACCUGCUGCAUGCGUGGUGCAGGGAUGGGCUGCCAUGGUGAUGGGUGUAGCGGCGGGGAGCAUACCGUGGUGUACGAUGAUGGUGCUGCAGAAGCGAGUGUGGUUUCUUCAGCGUGUGGACGACACCAUGGGCGUCUUCCACACCCACGCUGUGGCGGGCCUUCUCGGAGGGAUUCUUUCUGGCCUCUUCGCCCACCCUCGCCUCUGUCAAAUUUUCUACAACAAUAUUGAGGGAGAACCCCCGCGCACUGGAUUUGUAUACACUUUUUCUGAUCCUGGAACGCAUCGCAAACAAAUGGGUUAUCAAUUAUUUGCUGCCCUCUUCAUCAUUGUGUUGAACGUAGCCGUGACGAGCCUGAUAUGCGUGGUCAUUGGGUUGAUUGUUCCACUUCGAAUGUCGGAGGAAGCAUUGGAAGUGGGAGACGAUGCGGCUCACGGAGAAGAGGCAUAUGCUUUGUGGGGAGACGGUGAAAAGGUGAAUAUUUUCCGAAUGUCCGCCACUGUCGAACAGUCCAAAACAUUUCACCUCGACUCCUUGUCUGACUCCAGCUACUGAAAAUCCAAUGCCAUCAUUGCGCACAACCAAACGUAUUUCUCUCGGAUCAACUUAAAAGGGCACCCCUGAUUCCAAAGUUAAAAGCUUCUAAGAAUGUACAGGACGAUUAAUUCAUGGGGUGGUCUUCGUUAUUCCCUAGCCUAUCUAUGU
Molecule: messenger RNA, 1584 nt
Organism: Cryptomeria japonica (Japanese cedar)
Lineage: Eukaryota; Viridiplantae; Streptophyta; Pinopsida; Cupressales; Cupressaceae
Product: ammonium transporter 2 member 5-like
Exons: 4
Coding region: 1-1434 (477 amino acids)
Biological process (GO): ammonium transmembrane transport
Cellular component (GO): plasma membrane
Molecular function (GO): ammonium channel activity
Source: RefSeq, a predicted model, not a curated record